AGGAACAGACGAAGUAGAGACCUGCUCACACACAGACACACACACUCUCUCUCUCUCUCACUCUCUCAAACACACACACACACACACACUCACACACACGAGCACUCACCCCCUCUCUCUCUCUCUCCCCUUUUUCUCUUGCGCUCGCAGCGAGAGGGGACGCGAAGGGAAGAAUGAGGAAGAAGUCCGCCGUGCUGCGCGCCUCGUCCCAACAAAUGCGGGUUUGCUGAUAAAGCGCCGCUCCGGUCACCCGAUCAUACAGGUCUCACAGGUCACGCUGUAUGGAAACGAGGAGUCGGCAACAACAGAAAGCAACAGCAACAAAUAAAACGCUGUCAGUGCAUGGGAAUCCGGACUCCCCUUCCCGUCUUUUGUGCGUCUCGCUCGCUGGAUACGCCGCCUUGGCUGGCGUAUAAGAGCUCCCCGCGUCUCCAUUACCAUUCCCCACUACUGGCUUACCUCUACUACUACUCCUCCUCCUUUCACUCCUUGUACCGCUACUAUUAUAAGUAGAGCUACAGUGCCGCCUUUUACUACUGACUGACAUCUCCGGAUUGUUGGACACUCUCUGGAUAAAGAAGGUUUAACAUCUUCAUUAAUCGUCGCUCCACAGUACUGGUGGACCGGACGUCAAAAUGGGCCGCUGGGAUGACUCCUCUCGCCUGUCCCCUGGCCUGAGGCUAGCAGUUGUCACAGUGAUUCUCCUCCUCAAGCUUCAUCCCUCAUUGGCUGGCGCUCCUCCUGACCAUAGCUUGGGUGGCUCCGUUUCAGCGGUGGCCACGAAUAAAAGUGAAUGCAGCAAGCCUGAACCAUGUCAAAAGGGGGUGAUCCUACCUAUUUGGGAGCCCCAAAACCCAUCAUUUGGUGACAAGGUGGCCCGGGCGACAGUUUACUUUGUGGCUUUGGUCUACAUGUUCCUGGGUGUGUCGAUUAUUGCAGAUCGUUUCAUGGCUUCAAUAGAGGUCAUCACAUCACAGGAAAAGGAGAUCACCAUCAAGAAACCCAAUGGCGAAACCACCACCACUACUGUUCGGAUCUGGAACGAGACUGUCUCCAAUCUCACUCUCAUGGCUCUGGGCUCUUCAGCUCCUGAAAUCCUGCUGUCUGUCAUUGAAGUCAUAGGUCAUGGGUUCCAUGCUGGCUCGCUGGGCCCCUCUACUAUCGUGGGUUCUGCUGCGUUCAACAUGUUUGUCAUCAUCGGGAUUUGUGUGUACGUCGUGCCCGAUGGCGAGACGAGGAAGGUCAAGCACCUCCGCGUCUUCUUCGUCACAGCCACCUGGAGUAUCUUCGCUUACAUUUGGCUCUACCUGAUCCUGUCCGUGAUCUCGCCAGGCGUUGUGCAGGUGUGGGAGGGGCUGCUCACAUUCUUCUUCUUCCCCAUCUGUGUGUUGUUCGCCUGGGUGGCCGACCGCCGCCUGCUGUUCUACAAGUAUGUGUACAAGCGCUACCGCACUGGCAAGCAGCGUGGCAUGAUUAUCGAAACAGAGGGAGAUCGUCCACUUCCUUCCAAGGUGGACAUUGAGAUGGAUGGAAAGAUGCUGAACUCCCAUGGUGUUGACUUCCUGGAUGGUCCACUGGGUUUGGAUAUAGAUGAGAAGGAUCUGGAUGAGGAGGAGACUCGCAGAGACAUGGCCAAGAUCCUGAAGGAGCUCAAACAGAAACACCCUGACAAAGAGGUGGAACAACUCAUUGAGCUUGCCAACUACCAAGUCCUGAGCCAGCAGCAGAAGAGCCGUGCUUUCUAUCGAUGCCAGGCCACCCGGCUGAUGACAGGUGCUGGCAAUAUCCUGAAGAAACACGCAGCUGAUCAGGCACGAAAGGCCGUCAGCAUGCACGAGGUUCGAUCCGAUGCUGGUGAUAACGACCCCAUCUCGAAGAUCCUCUUUGAGCCCGGUUCCUACCAGUGCCUUGAGAAUUGCGGCACAGUGGCGGUGAACGUGUUGCGACGUGGUGGCGAUUUGGGCAAAACGGUUUCUGUGGAGUAUCGGACGGAGGACGGCACGGCCAAUGCUGGCUCGGACUACGAGUUCACUGAAGGCGUGGUGGUCUUCAAGCCUGGUGAGACACUGAAGGAGAUCCGUGUGGGCAUCAUUGACGAUGACAUCUUUGAAGAGGAUGAAAACUUCCUGAUUCACCUUUCCAAUGUCAAGGUGUUGACAUCAGAAGGCGAGGAGCCCGAGGAAGGCGAGUCAGCUAAUCACGUCGACUCAGUGGCGUGUCUCGGCAUACCCUCCACAGCGACCGUCACCAUCUUUGAUGACGACCACGCCGGUAUCUUUACAUUUGAGGAGCCUGUAUGCCAUGUGAGCGAGAGUGUUGGCACCAUGGAGGUCAAGGUGCUGAGAACGUCCGGGGCUCGCGGCGUGGUAAUGCUGCCCUACAAGACGGUGGAGGGAACAGCACGAGGCGGCGGAGAGGACUUCGAAGACAGUCAUGGUGUGCUGGAAUUUCAGAACGACGAAAUCUUGAAGAGCAUAACCAUUAGGAUCUUAGACCGGGAGGAGUACAAUAAGCAGUCCUCCUUCUACCUCCUGCUCGAUACGCCCCAAUGGAGACGCAGCGGGAAGGAACGGACAGAGGAACAGCUGAAAGAAGAGGUGGAGGAAGAGGAGCCGCUGGCGGGGAAAGACGACGAGGAACGGCGCAUCGCCGAGAUGGGCCGCCCCAUGCUGGGAGACCACGUCAAACUGGAGGUCAUCAUAGAGGAGUCGUAUGAGUUCAAGAACACAGUGGACAAGCUGAUAAAGAAGACCAACUUGGCUCUGCUGGUGGGGACCAACAGCUGGAGGGACCAGUUCAUAGAGGCCAUCACUGUGAGCGCAGGUGAGGAUGACGACGACGAGGAGUGCGGGGAGGAGAAGCUGCCGUCUUGUUUCGACUACGUCAUGCACUUCCUCACUGUCUUCUGGAAGGUUCUGUUCGCCUUCGUCCCGCCCACAGAGUACUGGAACGGCUGGGCCUGCUUUGUCGUUUCCAUCUGUAUGAUCGGACUGCUCACCGCCGUUAUUGGGGACCUGGCCUCUCAUUUUGGCUGCACAGUGGGCCUGAAAGAUUCAGUCACAGCUGUAGUAUUUGUUGCAUUGGGAACUUCUGUGCCAGAUACCUUUGCCAGUAAGGUGGCUGCUAUCCAGGAUCAGUAUGCAGACGCAUCCAUUGGUAAUGUCACAGGCUCCAAUGCUGUCAAUGUUUUCCUGGGCAUCGGGGUGGCGUGGUCAAUUGCCGCCAUCUACCACAACAGCAAAGGGGAGGAGUUCACGGUUGAUCCAGGUCCACUGGCCUUCUCCGUCACACUCUUCACCAUCUUUGCCUUUAUCUGCGUCGCCGUGCUGAUGUACCGACGGCGACCAGAGAUCGGUGGAGAGUUGGGUGGGCCCCGGACUGCAAAGGUCCUGACCACCAUGCUGUUCGUCAGCCUGUGGCUCCUCUACAUCCUCUUCUCCUCACUGGAGGCCUACUGCCACAUCCAGGGCUUCUAAGAUAACGGAAGAUGAUGAAGGGUGAAGGUGAACAUGGAAGGAAGAAACCAAGGGGAGGUGGAUGAAUGGAUGGAUUUGGAAAUUAAGGCUGUCUCAUUGAUCUAUCACCCCCUCCCUUUACGCAAUAGAUUGAAUGACGAUUGAAUGGAUGGAUGUACAGAUGAAGUAAUGAAGGACACAUUGAAGCAUCUAAAACAGAAUGGAAGGUACAGAUGCAUGGAAGGACAACGACUUACAGGAAAAUCAUAGGAGCAGGAAAGAGAGCUCGGGAGAUGGAGAAAGGAAUAAACUAUGGAAUACAUUUUUUUUUGUCUCGAUCUAUAAUCCAAACCAAUCAAGUUGUCUUAAACCCAUUCCCAUUUUGAAAUCAUCAAACUAAUCCCCAUAUUUGUCCCAGCUGGUUCAACCAUACAGCAAUCAAAAUGAGUUUUAACAAGAGGAGGACACCACACCAUCAUGGCUCCUAGGACAUGUGGCUUCAACAAAAGCUGGCGAACGACUACACUAACAGGCAUGAGUGAGAUAGUUAAAAGACAUAAUAACUGUAUCGAUAUGUAGAUGCAUGGCCAGAAGAUACUGAAAACACAAUCAGAAGAAACCAGAUAUAUUGCCACAAACAUUUAACGACAACAAACUGUGCGUGUGCUGGUGUGUGACUGUGUGUUUCUGUGCUUGUGUGUUGUGGGAAGAUGGUCAAGUACUGUGAAAAAAAACAAACGCCUCUCGUGUUGCUGGAAUAUGCUUUCGUAUUCGAGGUCUUUUUGACUCACACUCUCCCAGCCUGUAGAAAAGCUGACUCUUUUUGUCGGAGGGUACGUUCAGUGAAGCAAAAAUGUUUUGAACGUCACUGAGGUUAGAGAUGUAAAUACAAAGAGCUGAACGUACAUUACAGCUCCACUCUUUUCCUUCUGAAUGUCUCGGUUACGCCAUGCGCUCCUGAUCGGGCCCUCUCUCUCUGUUGCUUUAUACUGUAGAUGUAAAUGAUUUAAGGUCUAAUUUGAAUCAAGAAGGGGUUAGUGUUGCUUUUACCUUUAAUAAGGCCACGUCUGAGAAGACAAAAUGGCCACUCUACCGUUUAAAACUGUUAGAGAAACUAUUAUCAUUGCAGAAAUAUUUAGGUUAAUCUUACGUGUGUUUUGUUUUUUGUUUUUUUGUUUUUUUUUCAACUGUGGAAUUCUGUUACCUGGUUUUCCACCAAUGAGAUUGCCACGAUCAUGCAUCCAUCAUAACAAUGCUACAGACUUUGAAAAAGUUAGGUACCGCCCUCUGUGAAACCUCAUAGUCUGCCUGUUUCUUAACCGCCCCACUGUAAUCGUUUCACUCACUUUGAAGCCGCUUUCCCAAUGGUUCACUCAACAGCUCCUGUCAUUAUCCCGGUGUGUCUUUAGUAUCUCCCCUUGGCUGGUCAGUGGACCAAUCAAAAUCCUCAAGGGCUUUGUAAGAAACAACCACUAAUCCUUAACCCUGAACCUGGAUUUAUAAUUCUUCACAUGGUUGGCAUUUAGGGGGCUUGUUAACAUCAGUUUGUGUUCCUUAAAUUCAGUUGCUGCAGUGUGACAAAAUAAGACACCAUUACACUUUCAUUAAGUGCAGUCGUUGCCAACCCAAGUAUCCAGAAUUAACUAAAUAUUGGAAAAGUCAGUCGGCGGAAACUUAAACUCUUCUGUAGUUUUUCCCAGUUGAUUACAAAAGCAGCCAAUGAACUGUAGUCGGCCUUAUUCCAAAUUGAACCAGUAAUUCCCCCUGCCACCACCACUCAUUAAUAUGCGUCUUAAAUAUACAACCCUUCAGGCAUGUGGAUCAUGAUGGCCUUAACCUUAAGUAAGCAGUGAACAUCUGAUUUAUGGUAGCCCUGUAGGGACACAAAGCAUAGAGUAAAUCUAAUCUCAGAAUCAGCCAGACUUUGUUUAACAAGCUCAUGGAGGUUUGGAGACAAGUGUUGAGCCAUGUAUCACAAAGUGAGUUCAGCUUAUUCAGGAUCUCUUUGGGUUAAACUGGUGAUUCUGAAUAAGCAGUCUAUAUUAGCAAAGCGGGUCUGUUUAUUUAUUCUAAUAUAAGUUUAAUUAAUUGAUUUAGAAUCGAUACAGGAUUAGGCAGUGAAAGGAUUUAGUGGAGAGCUGCAAAGGAAAUCUAAAUUAUACUACUUACAGUACAUCGUACAUCCAUCCCAUUCGCGAUAUCUCAAGAAAAGCCUUGAGGGAAUGUCUUUAAAUUUGGAACAAAUUUUCACCAUGACUCAAGAAUGAGCUGACAAAAUUUUGGAAGCCAAAGCUCAGAGUUAUUGACACUGUGACCUCACAAAUCCCAUUUUUGGCCAUACAAUUUUAUACAAAUAUCGAACAGGAUGAAAUGAUGAAGUUAUAAUAUAUGAUAUCCAAAAUCUCAGAGGUUAAAUGCACUGUGACAUCAUGAUAUCCUGCUUAAAAUGUUCUUCCCAUUAUUCAAAACCAUAGCUCAGGAAAAGCAACUUGACUGGAGCGCGCAGGCAUAGAAACCACAAGGCAGUAAUUCAAGUUUAAUCAAAAAGACAGAUGUUAAAGACGAGUUGAUGAUUCCUUACUCUCUCAUCGUAAUAAAAGAAGAAAUUCUUCUGAUCUAAACAUGUAAUCUCACUUCAUGAUACUGGCAAAAAGAGGGACCUGCAAUGAAGUUACCUGUGGUGUAGUUUUAUUGGAUUUUUUAGUAUGACACACAUUGUCCAAGCCCACAGCGAACUCAAUUUGAGGUUGACUUUCAGCAGGAGUCUCUUUGAGUGAUAGGAUAUGAGUCUGGCUGGAUUAGCUUUUUUAUCUAGAGGAUUUGUGCCGAUGGCUUAACUUGAGUUUUUGGAAAAACGAGGUGAGGUGUGCUGUUACCCUGCAAGACCUGGGCUUGACAGUAUUUAACAGAUUUCAGAACACUAAAUGUUCAAUGAGAGCCGCAUAAAACUGCAAAAGCAACGACUGACAAACUGACCUUAUCAGACACUAACUGGCUGGGAAUCUUCUCUUGUGUCACAGACAAGAAAUACAUUGUGAAAACAUUUCCAUGUGUAUUUUUGUCCUAAAUUAGCCCAAAAGCCAGUCCUGAAAUGUGCAUAGAACACGAUCUUCAAGCCGAACUUUACACUUGAGACUGUUAACUCUUUUACUCGUUCAGCAGACAACACAGAGAUCUCGACAUUCACAAAACUUACUGUAUAUGUAGGCAUUCUAAAAGUCCAUAGUUUGUUGAAUGGCACUAUACUAUAUGCAUCUGAAUUGGCCAGAACUUUCCUGCUGAUGUUGUGUUUUUUUUUUUUACUUGAUGUAUAAUAUAAUAAGUAGUAUCUUAAACGUCAUCUGUAAAGUAAGUAGUCUGGGCUAGAUGUAAUCCAUUUAAAACUUGGCAAAAGUCUUGUCACAGACAGCUUUCAACCCCUGUGAGAGAGUAGAGCUGAGCAGAGCCCUGGAUUGGAUGAGUUUGGCAAAUCCACAGUAUUUUAAAAAUAAUCUAUAUAAAGGUUCCAGGUUGUUUUAUUUUUGGGAUAUAUAUAACUGAUUCUGGAAAACCACUGCAGCAUGACCGAAAAUUUUGGAUCCAUUCAGUUACCUUUUCACAGUCAAAAUGAACAUGAAAUUUUUCUUGUUUUUGCCAAACUCUGCCCCAUGUGAGGCUCUCCAUUAGAGUAGCGAUUCUCUUGUGAAGGCCUUGGAGUGGCAGUUUACCCCUGUUUUGCCAAAGGGAAAUCUUUCUAUCAAAAACUUAAUACUUACACUUCGACCUGUAAAGGGUUUUCUAACCAAUGGAUCUUUCUUAAAACACCAAAUAUUAUUCAUGUUUCAUUAACACUCUGUAAAGAGACAAAAAAUGCCUUGAUAUUGUUUUAACCUAACCAGAGUCUUUCUAUUUAAAUUUGUAUGCAUUUGUCUCUUCACUGGCAAGGAGCUAAAGGUUUAUACACUGUAAAAAGUUAAACGCGAGCUUGCGCAAAAGAAAUAACGUUGUUGGAGCUGUUUGCAUCGCUUUUUGGGUAACUUCAACAGGGUAUAAAAUAUCAUAGAGAUCACUAAAUCGUGUUGGAUUUACUUAAAAUGUGGCUUAAAGCUUGCAGUAAUAUAGUUGUUUGCCUCAAAUUAGUUUGCUGCCAGAAGCUAAUACAUUUCAUUGAUUGGAAGCUAGCUCUUUUUGCUACACCGACUUUAUUGCAUCGCCUCUCUUCAGUGUAUCUACCUUGACUUAAAAGCUAGUCUGAUGUGAAGAGAACGAUCACUGCACACAGCCGCACAGGGUUCGGACCAAGGUGGGAAACUAAACCAACUUCUCCGGGCACGGAAUAGGAAUAAUAGCACUUGAAUUUAGCUUCCUGCUUUGGUUGGACUUCUGAAGUUUGAAGGGUCAAAGGUUAGCCAGGCCACCGCUGUAAAUACAACACUAAGAGCAAGCAAGACAUAGAAAAAUGAGCUAUAGACUGCAGUAGAUUUUCUUUUUACUCUUCCGUUGGGGUUUCAAGAAGUGGUUUUAAGUGAAGGAAAAGCAUUGCACUGGUUUUUGUCGCUUAUGUGAAACGCCUACUACAUUGCUUCUGAUGUAAACAAAACCAACGGAUUUUGUUUUUUGGACUCUGAUGUACACAAUGAUAACGUUGUACCUGAUGUGGUAAAAAAAAAUUAUGUCGAAUCAGUUGUGAACCGUUAACGAUGUUGCUUCUGAUGUAAAGAUUGAUGAUGCGUUUUUUCGUUGCCUCGUUCACUUCUCGACUGAUUGUCUGUCUGACAGACCGAAGAAUAAAAGGAAUGCGACACCAAACAGACUGACAAGCAAACCAACGUAAAAGGAAAGGACACCCCUGCUGGUACAAGCCGAGCAAAUUCACGCUGAGAUGUUGCUACAGUGAUUAAUGUACUGCUGGAGGAAAAAAAACAUUACCAGAGCUAUUCUUUACCCUUAAAGUAACAUUUAAUGAUGUAGGAGGAUGAUGUUUAAGAGAGGAAGGAGGCGGAGGAGAAAGAAGAUGAACAUUAAAAGAAAAAAAAAAACAUGAAGUUACAGCCAUACCUUGAUUUCUGGGUCAGUGAGGUUGAAAUGGACUUCUCCUGCCCAGCAUGUGUAUUGUUAUGGUGUCUAUCUGUCCCCUGUGUGUCUCUUCCCCACCGUUCUUUCUUUCUGCUGCCAAAGCAACCGGAACAGGCAGCAAAACCUUUUGUUCUCUCUUUUUCCUACCCUUUUUUUCCCAAAUGACCCUUUUUACCCUCCGUCCCCCUAUGCCAUGUUUUCCAUAUUUUGGAAUGUCAAUGUGCUACUUGUUGACACUGUGCAUGAAUGAUAACAUGUCUGUAUAUAGUUAUAGAGAAUCGUAUCCCAUUCCCCUGGUGUUGACAAAAUAAUGGUUUGAAUGUUGUACAGAUUCAGGUUUUCUGUUCAUCUUUUACUCUGUUCAGUUACAUUUUUUUUUUUUAAUGUACGUAGAGCUUAAAAAAACAGUAUGUUUUUAAUUUAAACAAAGGCGACAAUGUCUUGUUCUUUGGAGUAAUUGCACAUGAUUUAUAAGGGGUUUUUUUGGUUAAAAAGGCAAUAUCUGCUGUUAUUGAAUGAAAGAUGAGAUCUUAAAGGAGUCAUGUAUCUUAAAUAAAUAAUCUAUACGGGAGUUGCAUGGGUUAUUUGUACAAAAAUUUUUAAAAAGACACUGCUUGCUACUUCUAAUACCAUGACUGUAUUCUCUGACAGACGGCGAGGAAUACUGUGUGUACAUCUAAAGGUUAUUUUGUCAUUAAAGAAAUAAUAACAAUAAUAAUAAUAAUAAUAAUGAUAAUAAUAAUAAUAUCGUGUAUAUACUGUACAGUGUUAUAAGUGAGGUGGACUGUAUGGCCAUCCCGCUAACCGUAGAGAAUUAAUUCUACAUAUUUAUUUAAAGGAAACACUCACUACACUCAAGAAUGACAUAUAUUGCCUUUUUUGGAGAAGUUGUAGUUUGCUUCAAGCUUAUUUCUCUAUCUCUGGCUCGCUCUCUCGCUUUUCACGCUCAUCCUCUUCUCUUCUAUUGCUGGUUUAUUUGACCCAUCUCUUUUUCCCUCCCAUAUCUUUCUGUCUCGUUUAAUUUUCUACUCAAGGGGUGUUUCAGAUGGGCUUUUUGUCAGUCUUUCACUGUUAAAUCUUACUCAGACAGUGUCACUUUAGUCUUUCUGGUGUAUGUCUGUCUGCUCAUCCCACUGACUCAACAGUAUCUCCAUAUCUGCUCUUCUUCUACCAGUCUCCUUGCAGUACAUGUAUAUCCAUCUAUAUUUAAGUACAAUAUAUCAGCCGACGUCUCCGUCUGUAAUCAGCUGACGUCUCCGUAAACAUUUUUCACCAUCUGUCUGACUCAAAUCCAUCUGAUAUUCUUCGUGGUUUGCUAAAUCCCUCUCUUUUCAUGUUUCUUUCCUUUAAUCUGUCUUCUUUUUUCACCUCCAUGCUUCCUUCCACUUUCUCUGUUCUUCUCUUCACUCUCACAGGGUGUAGUUGGGAAUUUCAUGUUUGUCAAAUUUUGAUUUGGUGUGUUUUAUUUUUUUAAAUGGAAUAAUAACCGCAACAGAUAUGAUGUUGGUAAUAACGAAGAUAAUUUUUUCUCUCUCUGUUUUCAGUUUAUCUAUUUUUUCUUUUUUUUGUUCUUUUUGCCGCUGUCCUCAGUGUGUGCGUGCGAGUGUUAAUUUUCAUUUGUUUUCUAUUAAUUUUUGUUGAACACCAACUGAUAGGAGGAAAGAUGUUGUAUGUGUGUUGCCACUAACUGUGACUGCUCUCCAUGGUACUUCUGAUAAAAACCAAUAAAAUAAAGUUUGGGAUACCCUGUUUCAGAGAC
Acanthopagrus latus (yellowfin seabream) is the source of this 10269-nucleotide messenger RNA. It is a transcript of the gene slc8a1b, whose product is annotated as solute carrier family 8 member 1b. The transcript is spliced from 11 exons. Gene Ontology annotation, cellular component: sarcolemma; postsynapse; axon. The coding region runs from base 636 to 3476 and encodes 946 amino acids. NCBI's taxonomy places the organism in Eukaryota, Metazoa, Chordata, Actinopteri, Spariformes, Sparidae. Gene Ontology annotation, molecular function: calcium:sodium antiporter activity. The record is from RefSeq and is a predicted model, not a curated record. Gene Ontology annotation, biological process: cell communication; calcium ion import across plasma membrane; sodium ion transmembrane transport.